AUUUCCUUUUCCGGGCGCCAUUCCACAAGCCAGCCAUUGAAUGGCUGCCAUUCUUUCAAGUGAAGCUCUCGAGUAGUGACGCCGUUUUACAGUGAUAAUUUUUAAUUAAAGUAAAGGUGAAUUUGUGAUUUAAAUAGUGCAAAGUAUUCUCCAAAAUGAGUUACGGUAGACCGCCGCCUCGUAUCGACGGCAUGGUGUCGUUGAAGGUGGACAAUCUCACGUAUCGCACAACGCCCGAAGAUUUGCGUCGUGUGUUCGAGAGAUGCGGUGAAGUUGGUGAUAUUUAUAUACCACGAGACCGGUAUACACGAGAAAGCCGAGGAUUUGCUUUUGUCAGAUUCUACGACCGCCGUGAUGCCGAAGAAGCAUUAGAUUCCCUUGACGGGCGUAUGUUGGAUGGCAGGGAACUCAGGGUUCAAAUGGCCAGAUACGGUCGGCCAUCAUCCCCUUACAGAAGCCGUUACGACCGACGCAAGAGCAACUCCCGUUCACGGUCUCGUUCACGUCGUCGAUCCAGGUCCCGCUCGCGCCGGCGCUCGUAUUCGCGCUCGCGAUCACGCUCGCGCUCGCGUUCCCGCUCCGACUCCAAGAGCUCGCGCGGCCGCUCCCGCAGCCGCAGCCGCUCCCGCUCCCGCUCCAGACAUUGAAGUGAUGGGUUGAGAGUACCAAAUCAGAGCUGAAGUGCUGUACCGCAAGAGUAGCAGCCUUCAGCUAAGGUACUAUACUCCACACUUACUCAUUAGCCAUUCAAGACCUAACUAUGUUCUACAUAGUGGCAAAAAUUUGAUGUAACAAAUUAUACCUUAAGUUCUUUAUCUCUAGGUUUACUUUAAUGUAAGAAAUUUAACAAUUUCCCUUUUUUAUUUGCAAAUAAGAUAACCUGUAUUAGAGUAUGGUGGUCAGUGUACUUCAGUUAGAACAAAUUAACCUGUUGUUUCUUUACAUUGGAUGUCAAACCUAUGCUACUUAUUUAGUAGUACAUCAUUGUUCCUUUAUGUACAAUAUACUUAGCUGUCUGAAAUCCAAAAGCAAUGGUCUAAAUUUUUUAGAUUAGUGUGUAAUGAAUGUGUCACCUGAUGUAUUAAUUUAUUAGCAGUUAGGACUCUGGCCAGUAAGGCCCUUAGAUGUCAUUUCAGGUUUUUAUGUACUAAAUCAAGAAGAUCAUGUACACUCCAAGAGGGACAAUUGGGCUAUAUUGGGAAAUAAAUUGUAUCAACCUUACAACAUGGUAAAUAACUUCAUUAAAACCUGACUGAAGUUUUUUUUUAUAUUUACUAAAUUUUAGUAUCUUGUUUUGAAACAGGUGAUAAACAAUUUAUGUAAUUUGUUCAUAAACUUUCAACACUUGUAUAUUCAUUUCUUUUUGCGUGAAUUAAAUGGUCUUGCUUUGUAUCAAUUUGUACCCAAGAGGUUUUUAAUGAAUACAAUGUAAUUAAAUGUAAUAUUAACAAUAAUGUUGGUAUGCUCAGGGCGUGGAGAACGCGGGGAGCGCGGCGGUUUGCGGGGAGGGGGGGGUUGCUGAUUGCUGACAACUGCUGUUUUGCUGUUGUUGCCGUUCAUAAGUUAUGAGUAAACUUUUAUACUUAUUGACAAACCGAGACACGCAUAUCUUAGGCUCUUGGCGAAGUAUUUCAUAGACACAAUUUAUAACGUUCUUUUUAAAAUAGAUAGAUUUUUCAUUUAACAUGGCACUCAAUAUAUAAAUAUCAUUCCAUACCAUCACUAAGUCUGUACUGGGGUUAAAACACGCCUUUUUAUGGGGAAGUAAAGAAUAACGUCACGAUCGCAUACAUUCUGAUGGACGUAGGUAGCGCCGGCUGAUUGCAGACUCCGCACUAACAUGAGCGUUUGUUUGGCAGGCCGGUGGUGCGCUGGCCUGUUUGCUGUGGCAGUAUCCUGUGCUGAUUCCUGUGAUUUGCAGAUAACGCGCGUCUCUAGGUUUAUCGGUAACGAAGCAGGACCACCUUUAACCCUCCCUGCUCCCCACAGAAAGAGAUGACUAGUACAUUUCAUAGUAUUAUAGUAUUUUACAUUUCAAUUAAUACAGAUUUUACUUGCUAUACUUGAAGAAAGGUAAGGUAUACCCAUAAUGGCUUGAAGAAAGAAGAUCAUCGGAAGACACCGGCACUAGAUUCUAUGUAGUUUGUUUUAUUGUGUACUAAAUAAAUAUAAUGAUAGAAAGUAA
This is a messenger RNA of Ostrinia nubilalis (European corn borer), 2185 nucleotides long. RefSeq names its product serine/arginine-rich splicing factor 2 (gene SC35). Lineage: Eukaryota; Metazoa; Arthropoda; Insecta; Lepidoptera; Crambidae. Bases 156 to 647 code for a protein of 163 amino acids. Gene Ontology annotation, cellular component: spliceosomal complex. Gene Ontology annotation, biological process: positive regulation of mRNA splicing, via spliceosome. Gene Ontology annotation, molecular function: RNA binding. The transcript is spliced from 4 exons. The record is from RefSeq and is a predicted model, not a curated record.